GGUCAACUUUAUUCACAAAAUCUGUCGGAGGGGAGGUCCUUCGGUUCCCGAAUCCUCCCCCUUGUGAAGAAGCCUGCAACUGCAAGCCAGCAGGGCGGCGGUGGUGCUGCUGCAGCCUCUUCCGUCGGUGUCACCAUAGAGAUCUCGAAAGAAUAAGGAGAAGAAGAAACGAAGAUAAGGUGGAAUGGGGCAGGCCCUGCGGCGUGCUACCGGAAGGGUGCGGCCCAGCCGGAUCGACCCGCCGCCGCCGCCUCCGGCGCAGAGACCUGCGCGUCCCUCCGCCACUGCUGACCCGCCUCCUCCUGCUGCCUCGUCCACAGAUGCCCCAGAUCAGCUUGGAGUUCCUGAUGCAGAGAUCACUGCCACGAGGGAACAUGAGAGUAGUGUCCUUGAAGACAGGGAUCCAAAAUAUGAUGAUAUGCUUAAACAAAUGGUGGGAAGGAUAAGGUCUAGGCCAGGAGGGAAAGCAGUAAUGGGUGAGGCUAUCGUACGUGAAAGAUAUACUAGAUCAUUGCCAAAGCUUCGGAGUUCAAGAGCAGAGCCUGGAGCAAGUGAACAGAAUACAUUACCUCCUGGGACACUUUCCAUCGAGCAUGUUCGUCAAAUAAUCCUUUUGCAUCAGGGUAAAGCCGAGGACCACCCAGGUAAAAUGGAUGUCCAAGACAUCGCCAAACGAUAUGGAGUUGAUGUUGAGCAUGUUCAGCAAAUUAUACAAUUUAUGUCACUGCCUCCAGAAGAUGGAAAGAAAAACAAUAGCAAUAGAUAGCGGCUAGAACUGCUAACUUUUGUUUGAAUCUCUUCGCAUGCUUGACAUAAGACUCAAUAAAUUCAACCCAGAUCUUCACGAACAAGUUAUAUUUCAGCUGCAAUGAUCUUGAAGAACAAUGCCUCAGUAUCUCGGCAUGACCUAUCAUAUUUUCUGCUAGUUUUUUUCAUGCCAGUUGAAGCUGAGGAUCCAGAUAGUAUUUACAGCGAGUGGAUGAGCCUUCUGCAAUAAGAUAUCGAUCGAAUGUAUACUUUUGUCCUUGAAAAUCAGAUUGCGACCUUGUUCUGGUUUUACAGGCUAAUACUAAUUUUGCAUUCGAUAAUAUUAUCGAUUAAGUAUGUUAAACAGCAAAAGAAUUAGUUGUUCAAGUUAGGACUUGAAUGUGAAUCAGAAUUGCCAAAGAUCAGCAUUUGAGCUAUGAUUAAACUUUCAAUUGAGAGCAAUGACAAGUAUUUUCAACUU
Messenger RNA from Zingiber officinale, 1228 nucleotides. RefSeq lists its product as uncharacterized. The transcript is spliced from 3 exons. NCBI's taxonomy places the organism in Eukaryota, Viridiplantae, Streptophyta, Magnoliopsida, Zingiberales, Zingiberaceae. The coding region runs from base 185 to 766 and encodes 193 amino acids. The record is from RefSeq and is a predicted model, not a curated record. Gene Ontology annotation, biological process: mitochondrial respiratory chain complex I assembly.